CCUCUUUCACAUUAUUUCUCAACAGUUUCUCAGAAUGUGGAUAUACGUCGUGCAGUAAAGACCGUUUUUUAAGUUUUUCUCUAAAGUUCGUUCGUGGGUUUUUCUCACUUCUAUUUUUUCACAUAUAUGGAUUUAAGUGAAGUGAUCGCAGAAUCUGUUUAAUAAAUUAUCAAAAAAUGAUUACAACGAUGAUUCGAUAAGGUUCAAUUAAUAGUGCAAAAAAUACACUAAAAUUAAAUUAAAUUAGUGGAAAAAAGGAAGAAAUAAAAAAUAAUUAAAAUAAUAAAAAUUGUCAAAAUGAAUUCAAGAAUAAUAGGAUUACUGAUAAGACCUCUUCUGCUGCUACUGCUGCUUGUCAACAAUAUUAAUACAUUUAAUUUAGAUGUUGCAAAUUAUAUUAGUCAUGAAGGACAAGAUGGAUCAAUGUUUGGUUUCAGUGUUGCAUUGCAUCAGGAACAACGAAGCUGGGUGAUUAUCGGCGCACCAAAAGCAGAUACCUCAAAAUUCCAACACGGUGUGUAUAAUGCUGGUGCUGUAUAUCGAUGUGACAUCUCAGAUGAUAAUCGCUGUCAGAUUAUACAUUUUGAUUCGAAUGGCAACAACUACAAUGAGCGAAAUGAACAAAUUGAUACAAAAUCAAAUCAAUGGUUUGGAGCUACGGUUUCAAGCACCGGCAUUAAUGGUCCGCUUGUGGCUUGUGCACCACGAUACGUCUACCAUCAACAUCAGCCGAAAAAGGUUGAACGUAACGAACCUGUUGGUACAUGCUUCAUUGCCAAAGAUAACUUUCGAGAAUUUAAAGAAUUUUCGCCAUGUCGAACAAUGUACUGGGGAUAUCAUCGACAGGGCUCAUGUCAAGCUGGUUUGAGUGCUGCUAUUAGCAAGGAUGGAGAGCGUCUUUUUGUUGGUGCACCAGGAAGCUGGUAUUGGCAAGGACAAGUAUAUUCAAUUAAUACCGAUGCUGAGUAUCCUUUUAAGCCCCCUCGAUAUGGGCAAUUUGGCGAUGGAGGACAAAUGUAUUCCUAUAGCCUGAACAAUCCCAAAGAUAAAGUUUAUUCGACGAAAGAAAGCUCAUCAAAGGAAGAUGAUUCAUAUUUAGGAUAUUCAUCAGCAACUGGUGAUUUUAUUGGUGAAGGUUUACAAGGUGUUGCUGUUGGUAUGCCACGUGGCGCUGGACUUUUAGGUAAAGUUCUCGUUUUCUCAUGGAAUCUCACAAAUCAAGUCAAUAUUACUGGAGAACAAAUUGGAGCUUACUUUGGAUACUCAUUGUGUACUGUUGAUGUUGAUGGUGAUGGUCUUCAAGACUUGAUUAUUGGAGCUCCAAUGUAUACAGAACCUAAUAAAGAUAAUAAAUAUGAGACUGGAAUUGUUUAUAUCGUUUAUCAGAGCAAAAUGGAUAACUUCAAAAAUCUCGAAACACGUGAAGGAAAAGCAUCUAAAGGACGAUUUGGUUUAGCUUUAGCAUCCCUUGGCGAUAUUAAUCUUGAUGGUUAUGGAGAUUUUGCAGUCGGUGCUCCUUAUGAUGGUCCUAAUGGUCGCGGUGUAGUCUAUAUUUAUCAUGGUUCAGCCAAUGGUCCAUUAAAGAAGCCAUCUCAAGUCAUUUCAUCUGAAGAUGUUGCUGGAACUCCACGACCAUUAACUACAUUCGGUUUUUCACUUGCUGGUGGAAUUGAUUUGGAUGGAAAUCAGUAUCCUGACCUCGUUGUUGGUGCUUAUGAGUCGAGCUCUGCAAUUGUCUUCAAAUCCCGCACAGUUGCAGUAGUUGAAGCAAGCUCUAUUUUUGAAUCUGAGAAUAAGCUCAUCUCUUUGGACAACAAAAACUGUACAUUAUCUGGACGAGAUAAGAGGCAGGUAGCUUGUACAGCAAUUACAUCAUGUUUGUCAUUUAAUGGCAAGAAUGUACCAGCAAUUAUCGAUAUUGAAAUCUCAUGGGUUCUUGAUUCUAAAAAGACUAAAACACCAAGAAUGUUUUUCGUCAAUGAAGAGACCAAAAAUAUUCGUAAUUCAACAAUGAGAUUGUAUCGUGGCAAGUCUGAAUGUCGCUCGGAUAAUGUUUAUAUUGCCGAUGGCAUUAGAGACAAAUUGACACCAUUGGAAGUUGAAAUGAAGUACAACAUUAGAACAUCAUCAACAUCUUAUGCAUCCUCUGAACAUAAUAGACGUGCACGUGCUGUAUUAGAGACCGUUUUAGAUGAAAAUCGUGGAACUGUUCAACGGGAUUCAAUAAAUAUCAUGAAGAAUUGUGGAAAGGAUAACAUUUGUAUUCCUGAUUUGAGACUUGAUGUCAAGACUAAUGAUAAGUAUAUACUUGGUGGAAAUGAAUCUCUUACUGUCGACAUUUUAAUAAGCAAUCAUGGAGAAGAUGCAUUUGAGUCAACUUUCUUCAUGACUGUACCACAAGGAUUAGAUUUUAAGAGCACAAAGAAACUUGGCGAGAGUCGUGAUACAUCCUUUAUUUGUACAGCACCAAGCGCAAUGACGAACUAUACACUUAGAUGUGACAUCGGAAAUCCAUUACCAGCCAAGAAAUCUGUAAACUUUAAAGUUAUUCUCGAGCCAUCAAGAAAGGCUGGAUUGUCACCAUAUUAUGAAUUCUACAUGGAAGCAAACUCUACAAACGAGGAAGCUGAAGGAGGUCACUCUGAUAAUGUAUAUAAAAAGCAAGUCGCCAUCUCUGUUGAAUCUGAUUUAUCAAUUACUGGAAGAUCACAACCAGAUGUUCUUCAUUACAAUGUUUCUCAGUACAGAGAAUUUGGAAACUCAUCAAAUGAAGCUGACAUCGGUCCACAUUUCGUUCAUAUUUAUGAUAUUCGUAAUAAUGGAACAUCCACAAUAGAAGAAAUUGAAUUAUUCAUCAAUUGGCCGGCAAUGACUUUAGAUAAGGAACCGUUGAUGUAUUUAUUGAGUCAACCUGAAAUUUCAGGAAAUGUUUAUUGUGAACCAACACAGUUUGUGAAUCAGGAAAACCUUCAAACUGAUGUUUCACUUGAGAGAAAGAGUUUCUUGGACAAGAAUCGAGCACCAAUAAGAAGCGGUGAGGGACGAUUCUCAUCAGGUGCAUGGCAAAAUAAAAAUAGAUAUAAUACUCAAGGUCAAGCUACUAACGAGGAAAAACAAAUUCUUGACAAAUCUGAUAGCCAAGAAGUUAGUGCUGGAGAUGCUUCUUUAGUACAUGAAAAACGUCAAAAACAUAAAGGUAAAUGGCAACAAACUCAAGGAAGUUGGACAGGAGGUAGCACAUCAAACAAAAAUCGUGAAGGUUCUAGCACAGGAAUCACAAGUCAUACUGCACAUACCGAUAGAACAGUUUCUGGUGGCGGAAGUGGUUAUGAAAGUAGCUACUUUGAAAAUAAAACCUAUUCAAGUCGUAAUAAGGCAGGUUCAGGAUCGGGCUCAGGAUCUGGAUCAUUUUCUUUUGACAGUUCCGGUGGUUCUGGAUCUGCAGCUGGAAAUCAAGGAGGUUCAUCAAUAGCAGUUGAUAAACGUGGAAAUUCAGGAUCUAGUUUCGAUUCACAUACUUCAGGAUCUAACGUACAUGGUGGCUCCGGAGGUAAUGUUCGUGAAUACGAAUAUCAUGAACAAUGGAAUAGUACCUCAGUUGAUGGUGGUCCACAAAUAACUCAUGUCUCUAAAAAGAAUCAAACAUUUGUAAGAGGUGAAGGUGGUCGUGUUGUUUUAUCAGAAACAAGUACAGAGACUGUUAUAACUGGAGGUAUUGGACAUUCAUCAUGGCAAUCUGGUGGAUCAUCUCAUACUGACAUUCAAGGAUCAUCCCAUGUUGACAAUCGUUUCGGAUCUAGUCACUUAAUAUCACAAACACAAGAGGAACAAGAAUAUGAAAGAAAACGUUUAGAAUAUCUCGAACAGCAAAAGAGGAUUCAAGAUGAGCAAAGACGUCUUCAACUUGAAGAACGUAGAAGACUUGAUGAGCAAAGACGCGCUGACGAAAGGAAAAGAGUAGAACUUAAUGAGAAACGUCGCUUAGAUGAUGAAAGACGUUAUGAAGAAGAAAGACGUCAGUACGAGGAAGAACAAAGACGUCGAGUGGAUGAGCAAAGACGUAGACUUGAGGAAGAAAGACUCCGAUCUCAAUCAAAUACUCAAACUAGUUCUUCUUAUGAGGCAAGUCAAACUAGGUCUAGUGGUAAUCGUCAAGGAGGUGGAAACAGAUCCCAGUCAUCACAUUCGUCACACACAUCCUCUUCAUCGUCAGGCGGCUCAUCAUCGUUCGGUACUGGAAAUAUUGACGUAAACUUCGAUGAGAAUGUUCAUCAAGAUAUUUCAUCAUUAGCAGCUAGAACACAUGCACAAAAUACUCAAACUCAAUCAUUAUCACAAAGUGGAUCUCAUUCAGGACGAAGGAGAAUGAUGAGUCAACAAGAUGGUGAACCACCAAGACCAGAUUUAGUACAUGGAGUGACAACAUUUGAGAAAGCAGCACAAGGUGGUCAUGGACUUCAAACUGUUGGAGUAGAUUUAGGUAUUUUGGGAGGCAGAAAUAAUGUUGAUGAAGAAAUGAGAAGGCAAAGUGGUUCAUCAGGUGGAUUUUCUGCUAGCAGUGGAAGUGGGCAGUCUGCAAGCAGUAGAAGUGGUCAAACAACAAGCAGCGGAAGUGGAAUAAUAGCAAGCAGUGGAAGUGGACAGCAACAUUCAUCAAGUUCAAACACACGAUAUUCUUCAGGAACAAGAGCAGGAUCAACAAGUGGUUUCAGUCAAUCAAGUCAAGUUUAUACAGAUGAUGAUGAUGAGUACGAAGACGAGGAAGAAAUUGAAGAUGAUAAUAAUAACGACAGAUCACAAGGAAACUCGUACAGUACACAUUCCAAAUCAUCAUACUCUUUCCAAACAUCCGAUCCAAAUAGUCCACAAUUUAAGCAUUACCGAAGAACUCGCGAUAUCUCGAAUGAUAACAGCAAUGGUCUUUGUGGAUCUGCACACUGUGUCAAUGUAAGAUGUGUCGUUGGUCCACUUGAGAAGAACACAGGAGCUGAGAUUGCACUCAGAAUGAGAUUAGUAGCCCAUACACUUAAUAAACUUGGAAGUGAGCAGGACAUUAAACUCUCAACAAUGGCAAUAGGAAAGAUUACAAAGCUUCCGUAUGUUGGAACUCCAGCAAAUGAGACACUAAAAACACACGAAGUAUUUGUGACGGCAAUACCAGAUCCAGUACCAAAACCAGAUGUUAUUCCUUUAUGGAUUUUUGUCUUGGCAGCAUGUGCUGGUGCACUUAUAUUGUUACUUCUUAUUUAUUUGUUGUAUAAGUGUGGAUUCUUUAAGAGAAAUCGACCAACAGGAGCUGCCCACGAAAGACAACCUUUAAAUAGAAAUGGCAAUUAUCAUGGUGACGAACAUUUGUAAAGUCAUCCCGGAGAAUAAAAAUUGUUGUGUUAUUUAUAAUGAAAAGAAAAAAAAAACUUUAAACUGUGACAAAAAUGUGCAGCAGCAUACACCCAUUAAAUUAAUUAAAUUCUUUUUGCCAUCUUAUUUCAAUGAUCUGAGAAAAGAAAUUCUUUCAUUCAUUGCUAGUCAUUUUAUUUUGCAAAACAAUGAUAACACGAAAAGAACAUUUAAUUUUAAUAAAAUUAAGGAAUAAGAGAAAGAAAAAAUGGGUAGCACAAGAAAGAAAUGUCCAAUUGAUUAAUUUUAAAUGAAUCUCUAAUUUGUUGAAUUUAGGAUUUUUUUUGCAUGAUAAAUGUGCACUUUAGAUCAAUCAUAAACUGCCAAUUUUUAUCGACAUUGAUUCUUAGUCACGUGCAAAAGAAGUAUCUUAGUCUCAUAACAAAUUUUUUAAACGAACUUUAAUUCUAAAAAUCGUAAAACGAAAUUUUGGUUGAGUGAAAAAUUUUCACUCAACACUUUGAAGACAUUUUCUCGAUGAACUUCAAAAGCACUAUCUAAUAAUAUUCUUAAUUUAUUUUCUUGACUAAAAAUCACUGAUGAUGACUUGAACUUAAACAUUAAUUUAGAUUAAUUAAUAAAUAUAGCAAUUAAAUGUGAAUAAAUGUGCCUUUUCAUGAGCUGAUAAAAUUUAGCGAAACUUAUAAAUUAUUGCAAGUUUAUGUCCUAGAAAUUUAGCAAAAAGCAAAUAUUGUUGAUAAUUGAGGAUGUUACCC
Messenger RNA from Chironomus riparius, 6113 nucleotides. NCBI's taxonomy places the organism in Eukaryota, Metazoa, Arthropoda, Insecta, Diptera, Chironomidae. The record is from the annotation of a GenBank genome assembly.